AUGUAUCGACGUUCAUUGCCUGAUAAUCAACCUCCUAAUAAACGUCCACGAUCGGAGGCAGUUCUUCCAGCAGAUUUCUUUGAUUCUACAGAAAUACAGGCAGAUAAUGAGUCUAAUGAUACGUCACCGCCUCCAUCUCCAUCUUAUUGGGCUCGAGAACGACUUUUUGAUGAGACUUUUGAGCAGAUGGUUUAUGAUGAACGCGUAGUAAACUUAAUAAAACGAAGAGAAGAGAUUAAAAACCAGCCGAAACAGUUGAAUAUACAGUCAGAAGAGGAGAAUUCUUUAAAAAAAGAGGUUUUUUUAGAGCAAAAUGCGUCAGAAUAUGAAUCAGACACGUCAAUUAUAAAGUCUGACAGUGAUUCAGAUUCAGAAACAAGGGUUAAAACAUCAUUAGAAGAGUGGAAAAAAUAUUUUGAGUUAGGGGCUUCAUUAUGUCUUUAUAAUUGGGAGAUUCUCUCUACAGCAGUUAUUUCGUGUUGGGGUGGACCGAAUAGUGGAGAAAAACGUGAUUGGUUAUGCGGUGUUAUUUGUGAUUUGAUCGAAAAUAUGCCCUUAAUUUCAGUAGAAGAAGUAGAAGGAGUUCUUUUACAGGUGAUGGAGGAUGAAUUUAAUGUUAUAGUUGAGGAUGGAUCGGUGGAAGAAGUUGCAAAGAAGAUUAUAACAUUAUAUCGAAAAUGUAAAGAAGGAGAAAUACGAGAGAUUGAAGAAUGGUAUGAAGGAUGGAAAAAUGGAUCAUGCAGGAUGAGUAGAAUGAAAGAAGUGGUUCCAAAAGGAGAUAGUGAAGAUGAAGAAUGUUAA
This is a messenger RNA of Pneumocystis murina B123, 801 nucleotides long. RefSeq lists its product as hypothetical. Gene Ontology annotation, cellular component: nucleus. Bases 1 to 801 code for a protein of 266 amino acids. The record is from RefSeq and is a predicted model, not a curated record. Gene Ontology annotation, biological process: maturation of SSU-rRNA from tricistronic rRNA transcript (SSU-rRNA, 5.8S rRNA, LSU-rRNA). NCBI's taxonomy places the organism in Eukaryota, Fungi, Ascomycota, Pneumocystomycetes, Pneumocystales, Pneumocystaceae. The transcript has 2 exons.